UUCUGCUUUCGGAUAAUAUGUCCAAUAUCUCCGGAGGAGACGGAUUCUCAAUCCAGUCAGCCAACUAGACGUUUUUCCUCCUCCCCCCUUCGAAAUAUGUAAGAAGGAUUUCCUUUUUCAUCUGAAUUUGAUAUGAUUCUGAGCUGAGACUCCGAAGUAAAGUGGUACCUCUUUCUUCGUCUAUGGUCGGGCAGUCCCUGGAACUGACUUCACGGCCGGACAACGUCGCCCGUGGAGUUGCAUCUAGGCCCAUCCAAAGCUCUGCAAAAUUCUGCUCCACUUUUUCUUCAGAAUACUAAUAUACAUAUAUUCUUCCGAACUAGAAAUAUUUCUAUAUCACACGAACACGAUGGUUUGGUUCAGAAACCUCGCCCAAAUCUCGGCCUCCGUAGCCAGGCAAUCGCCGCUCAACCGCAAGGUCAAGGCCAGGCUUCCGCCGGCGUCGUUUUGGGAGUUUAGCACGUCGGUGGAGGAUCGGUACUCCGGGCUGGGGUGGACGAAGGCGGAGGAGAAGCCGCGGCUGGUGGUGCUAGGCUCCGGCUGGGCCGGCUGCCGGCUCAUGAAGGGGAUCGACACUGCGCUCUACGACGUCGUCUGCGUCUCUCCCAGGAACCACAUGGUGUUCACCCCGCUCCUGGCCUCCACCUGCGUCGGCACGCUCGAGUUCCGGUCCGUCGCCGAGCCGAUCGCCCGGAUUCAGCCGGCCAUUUCUCGCGAACCCGGUUCUUACUUCUUCCUCGCCAAUUGCACUGGAGUUGAUCCCAAUAACCAUGAGGUGCAUUGCCAAACUGUCACUGAUGGAGCAGAUACCUUGGAACCGUGGAAUUUCAAAAUCUCGUAUGACAAAUUAGUUAUCGCAGCUGGAUCACAGCCUUUGACUUUUGGAAUUAAGGGUGUACAAGAGCAUGCUGUUUUCCUUCGUGAGGUCUAUCAUGCACAGGAAAUCCGGAGGAGACUGCUCCUAAACUUGAUGCUGUCUGACGUGCCUGGAGUUACCGAGGAAGAAAAGCGUAGACUCCUACAUUGUGUUGUUGUAGGCGGUGGCCCUACAGGAGUUGAGUUCAGUGGCGAGCUUAGUGAUUUUAUUGUCAGGGAUGUACACCAAAGAUAUGCUCAUGUGAAGGAUUACAUUCAUGUUACCUUGAUUGAGGCGAAUGAGAUAUUAUCUUCGUUUGAUGAUCGCCUCAGGAAGUAUGCGGUAAAGCAGCUAGUAAAGUCAGGAGUUCGUCUUGUUCGUGGAGUUGUCAAGGAUGUUCAACCAGAGAAGAUAAUUCUUAAUGAUGGUAGUGAUGUUCCCUAUGGAUUAUUAGUAUGGUCUACCGGCGUUGGUCCCUCACCUCUUGUAAAUAGUCUUCCAUUUCCAAAAUCUCCAGGUGGAAGGAUUGGUAUUGACGAGUGGUUACGCAUCCCUUCCGUUCAGGAUGUCUACUCAAUUGGUGACUGCAGUGGGUUCCUCGAAAGUACAGGCAGACCAACCCUUCCAGCUUUGGCCCAGGUUGCAGAACGGCAGGGUAAAUACCUAGCAAGUCAACUGAACAGGAUUGGUAAAGCUGGUGGAGGACAUGCAAAUGCAGCGAAAGACAUAGACUUGGGAGAACCAUUUGUGUAUAAGCAUUUGGGGAGCAUGGCAACUAUUGGCAGAUUCAAGGCUCUUGUGGAUCUCAGGCAAAGCAAGGAGGCCAAAGGGUUGUCUCUGGCAGGAUUUACCAGUUGGUUUAUCUGGCGCUCUGCGUAUCUUACACGUGUCUUAAGCUGGAGAAACCGAUUCUACGUGGCAGUCAACUGGACUACAACCUUUGUUUUUGGCCGCGAUAUAAGCCGCAUAUAAGGUGGAAUCGGGAUCUCCUUUUAUGCUUCGAUGGCCAAGUCCACUAUUACCACCUUCCGCUGAUAGAAAUGGGCCGUGAAAUAGGGGGAAAAACACAAAAAUGGGAGGACUUAUCAAUCACACUGCCAAGCUUGCCCUUUCAAUCGUCCAGUAAUUGUAUGCCGUUGUUUAUGUUACUACCCUGCUUGAUCAGCACAUGGUAAAAUGAUUGAUGAUAUAUAUUGAUUCCACUUAAUAUGUAUUGGAAAUGGGAAGCCAUAAAACAGGUUUACUUUCCUAUAUUCUUCUCUGUGCAAUGUACUACCAUUUUGUACGAGCUGCUUGCCCUUUCAAUCACACUGCCAAGCUUGCCCUUUCAAUCGUCCAGUAAUUGUAUGCCGUUGUUUAUGUUACUACCCUGCUUGAUCAGCACAUGGUAAAAUGAUUGAUGAUAUAUAUUGAUUCCACUUAAUAUGUAUUGGAAAUGGGAAGCCAUAAAACAGGUUUACUUUCCUAUAUUCUUCUCUGUGCAAUGUACUACCAUUUUGUACGAGCUGCUGUGCUGUGCACACUUGAAAUAUCAUGGGAGUUCCAGAU
Messenger RNA from Diospyros lotus (date-plum), 2404 nucleotides. RefSeq names its product internal alternative NAD(P)H-ubiquinone oxidoreductase A1, mitochondrial-like. NCBI's taxonomy places the organism in Eukaryota, Viridiplantae, Streptophyta, Magnoliopsida, Ericales, Ebenaceae. Bases 350 to 1828 code for a protein of 492 amino acids. Gene Ontology annotation, molecular function: NADH dehydrogenase activity. The transcript is spliced from 8 exons. The record is from RefSeq and is a predicted model, not a curated record.